Molecule: messenger RNA, 3048 nt
Organism: Myiozetetes cayanensis
Lineage: Eukaryota; Metazoa; Chordata; Aves; Passeriformes; Tyrannidae
Gene: VARS1
Product: valyl-tRNA synthetase 1
Biological process (GO): valyl-tRNA aminoacylation
Cellular component (GO): cytosol
Molecular function (GO): ATP binding; aminoacyl-tRNA deacylase activity; valine-tRNA ligase activity
Source: RefSeq, a predicted model, not a curated record
ACUGCCCGAGAGUUACAGCCCCAGUGCGUGGAGGCCGCCUGGUACAGCUGGUGGGAGAGGGAAGGGUUCUUCAGGCCCGAAUUUGGGAGGUCCCUGCAGACCCCCAACCCCCGGGGGCAGUUCGUGAUGUGCCUCCCCCCCCCCAACGUGACGGGGACGCUGCACUUGGGCCACGCCCUGACCGUGGCCAUCCAGGACACGCUGGCCCGGUGGCACAGGAUGAGGGGGGAGACCACGCUGUGGUGCCCGGGCUGUGACCACGCCGGCAUCGCCACCCAGGUGGUCGUGGAGCGGCGGCUGCUGCGGAACCGGGGCCUGACCCGGCACCAGCUGGGCCGGGAGGGCUUCCUGAGGGAGGUGUGGCAGUGGAAGGACGAGUGAGAAGGCGAUCGCAUCUACGAGCAGCUGCGGCUCUCGGGAGCCUCCAUGGACUGGAGCCGGGCCUGUUUCACCAUGGACCCGUGAAAAAUGAGCAGGGCCGUGGUCGAGGCCUUCGAUGCGGCUGCACGAGGGGGGCUCAUCUAUCGCAGCCGCCGCAUGGUGCACUGGAGCUGCUCCCUGCGCUCGGCUAUCUCUGACAUCGAGGUGGAGAAGAAGGAGCUGGGGGGCCGCACCCUGCUGAGGGUCCCGGGCUACGACGAGCCCGUCGAGUUUGGGGUCCUGGUGGCCUUCGCCUACCCCCUGGAGGGGGCUGGUAAUGGGGGGGGGGGAGGGGAGGAGCCCGAGGUGGUGCAGUGGCCACGACGCGGCUGGAGACGCAUGCUGGGGGCGUCGGCCGUGGCCGCCCCCGCAGGACCCCGCUACCAGGACCCCCGCUACCAGGGGGUCUAUGCACCCCCAGGACCCCCGCUACCAGGGAGGUCUGUGCACCCCGAGGACCCCCGCUACCAGCACCUGCGUGGCCGUCACGUCCUGCACCCCCUGACGGGGCGGCGGCUGCCGGUGCUGCACGACCCCUUCGUGGACCCCCAGUUCGGCACCGGGGCCGUGAAGAUCACCCCCUGCCACGACCCCGUGGAUUUCGAGGUGGGGCAGCGCUGGGGGCUGCGCGGGGACCCCGUCAUCGCCGAGGACGGGCGCAUGUGCGGGGUGCCCCCCCCCUUCGAGGGCAUGCCCCGGUUCAAGGCCCGCACGGCGCUGCUGGAGACGCUGAAGGAGCGGGGGCUGUUCCGGGGGGUCACCGAGAACCCCAUGGUGGUGCCCAUCUGCAGCCGUUCCAAGGAUGUCCUGGAGCCGCUGGCCGUGCCUCAGUGGUUCGUGAAGUGCCAGGCCCUGGGCGGGGCCGCAGCCGCCGCCGUGCGCAGGGGGGACCUGAGGCUGCACCCCCCGGGCCACGCCCGCACCUGGUACACCUGGAUGGACAACAUCAGGACUGGGUGCAUCUCCCGGCAGCUCUGGUGGCACCGAAUCCCCGCCUACUUCGUCACCAUCGACGACUCCAAAGUGCCCCCGGGCAGGUCAGGGGAUGGUCAGUACUGGGUCAGUGGCCGGACGGAGGACGAGGCUCGAGCCAAAGCGGCCGCAGCUUUUGGGGUCCCCCCCGAGAAAGUGACCCUGAGACAAGACGAGGACGUGCUGGACACCUGGUUCUCCUCCGGCCUCUUCCCCUUCUCCAUCUUCGGCUGGCCCGACCCUACCCCCGACCUGGAGCUGUUCUACCCGGGCUCUCUGCUGGAGACGGGACACGACAUCCUCUUCUUCUGGGUGGCCCGGAUGGUGAUGCUGGGGCUGGCCCUGACAGGGAGGCUCCCCUUCCGAGAGGUUUACCUCCACGCCAUCGUCCGCGACGCCCACGGACGGAAAAUGAGCAAAUCCCUGGGGAACGUCAUCGACCCCCUGGACGUCAUCAGGGGUGUGUCCCUGCAGGAGCUGCACGAGCAGCUGGAGAGCAGCAACCUGGACCCUGCGGAGCUGGAACGCGCCAGGGAGGGGCAGAAAAGAGACUUCCCCGAGGGGAUCCCCGAGUGCGGGACGGACGCGCUGCGGUUUGCUCUGUGUGCCUACACUGCCCAGGGCCGGGACAUCAACCUGGACGUGGGGCGGGUUUUGGGGUACCGGCACUUCUGUAACAAGGUCUGGAACGGGGCCCGGUUCGUGCUCAGGGCGCUGGGGGGUACCGACCCCGACUCCAAGACCUCCUCAAAAUCCCACCCUGACCCUUUUAACCUCCCCUGUGCCUCCCAGGGCCGUGGGUUUUGGGGGGUCCCCGAGCGCUGGAUCCGCAGCCGCCUCAGCAGGGCCGUGGGGGCCGUGGGGGCCGCCCUGGGGGGCUUCGACUUCCCCGGGGCCACCACGGCCGUGCACUCCUUCUGGGUGUACGAGCUGUGUGACGUGUAUCUGGAGUGUGUCAAGCCCACCCUGGCCCGAGCAGCAGCCGCAGAGUCCGGGGGGGCCCCCCCUGAGGGCGAAGGAGACCCCCAGGACGGGGGGGAGGAGGAGGAGGAGGAGGAGGAGAAAGGUGACGUGGAGGCCGUGAGGGACACGCUGCUGGCCUGCCUGGGGGGGCUGCGGCUCCUGGCCCCCUUCAUGCCCUUCCUGAGCGAGCUGUGGCAGAGGCUCCCCAGGGACCCCACGCCCCCAUCUGCCUCGCCCUUCCCCGAGACCACCGAGUUCUGUUGGCAGGACGAGGAGGCCGAGACCACCAUGGAGUUCGUGCUGGGGGUCGUGAGGACCCUGAGGAGCCUCCGGGCAGCCCACGGGCUCACCCGCCAGAGACCCCCCUGUUUCCUGCAGGUCCCUGACCCCUCGUGGGGUCCCGGGCACGGCGGCUACCCCAGGGCUGCGCUGUGGGCGUGGCCAACGACCGCUGCUCCGCCCACCUGCUGCUCAAGGGCAUCGUGGACCCCCAGGGAGCUGUCCCGGCUGGGGGGGCGGCGGGAGGAGCUGCAGAAGGCGCUGGGGAGGCUCCGGGAGCGCAGGGGGGGCCCGGGGUACCCCCACAAGGUGCCCCCCCACGUGCAGGAGGCGGACGCUGCCAAGCUGGCCCAGCUGGAGUCGGAGCUGCAGAACGUUCUGGAAGCCGAGGAGCUGAUGAGGAAAAUGCUGUGA